Pistacia vera is the source of this 1055-nucleotide messenger RNA. Its product is annotated as probable prefoldin subunit 3. Bases 57 to 650 code for a protein of 197 amino acids. Gene Ontology annotation, biological process: microtubule-based process; tubulin complex assembly; protein folding. The transcript is spliced from 6 exons. Gene Ontology annotation, cellular component: cytoplasm; prefoldin complex. Lineage: Eukaryota; Viridiplantae; Streptophyta; Magnoliopsida; Sapindales; Anacardiaceae. Gene Ontology annotation, molecular function: tubulin binding. The record is from RefSeq and is a predicted model, not a curated record.
CCCAAACCCAAAAACACACAGGAAAGUCUCUAGUCUCUGUAAUUGAUUAAGCGAGAAUGGCAUCAACUUCAAUAGAAACGACGUCCUCUUUUUCUAGUCAAACAACAGCUACUGAGAGAAGAGGAAUACCAGGAGCUCAGUUUGUGGAAGAUGUACAAACUUAUCUCUCUCAAUUGGGUCUCGAUGUCAACUCUGCUCUUGCCUUUCUCCAAGAAAGACUUCAGCAAUACAAGUUGGUUGAGAUGAAACUUCUAGCUCAACAAAGGGAUCUUCAGGCAAAGAUCCCUGAUAUUGAGAAGUGCUUAGAUGUAGUUGCAACUUUACAAGCUAAGAAGGGUACUGGUGAGGAUCUUGUUGCUGAUUUUGAAGUGUCUGAAGGCAUAUAUUCACGUGCUCGCAUUCAGGAUACUGACUCAGUGUGUUUAUGGCUGGGAGCAAAUGUCAUGUUAGAAUAUUCAUAUGAAGAGGCCACUUCUCUUCUGCAGAAGAAUUUAGAUAAUGCUAAAGCAAGUUUAGAAGUUCUUAUUGCCGAUUUGCAAUUCUUGAGGGAUCAAGUUACUAUAACUCAGGUCACCAUCGCUCGUGUUUAUAAUUGGGAUGUUCAUCAGCGUAGAGUUCGACAAGCUACCACAGUGGCUAAAGAUUCAUGAAAUAAAAGUCUCAUUACAACCAUAUUUAGACGCGGCAGGAUUUCACCGGUUGAGAACAUAAUCCCAGUCUAUCUUGUUGCAUCAUUCGGGCGACUAACUCGUCUUUGUAUUAUACUUUUCUUUGUUCUCUCCACAUCAAGACUUAAAGUUCCAGAUCUUUUAGGGUGUUUUGUGUUGUUCAAUUUCAUCUGAUGUUAUGUUUAUUUUAUUUCACAGUUACUUUUGACAUAGACAUGGUGGUGGUGGGUAACAUGUUUAAAUUUCAAAGUUCUAAAAUUCUAAAUCCUUGGGCGACUGGAAGAAAUAUUGGGACCCAGAUAAAACUUAAAUGUGAAGUUUGAUGCCUUUUCUUGCCUAGUCUAUGUUGAUGUCAUUUCAUUUCUCUCUUAUCCUUUGUUAAAAGGA